Fusarium pseudograminearum CS3096 is the source of this 1473-nucleotide messenger RNA. RefSeq lists its product as uncharacterized. The record is from RefSeq and is a predicted model, not a curated record. Gene Ontology annotation, molecular function: carbohydrate:proton symporter activity. NCBI's taxonomy places the organism in Eukaryota, Fungi, Ascomycota, Sordariomycetes, Hypocreales, Nectriaceae. Bases 1 to 1473 code for a protein of 490 amino acids. Gene Ontology annotation, cellular component: membrane. Gene Ontology annotation, biological process: carbohydrate transport; transmembrane transport. The transcript has 5 exons.
AUGGCUACGAGGGCGUUUACUUUACCGGGGUAUCGACUCUUGCUGACACUUAUCAAAGAUGUCUUUGUACGCGACUUUGGCACGCCAGUAUCUGGUGCCGAAGGCAAAUAUGAGAUCUCCCCGUCCAACUUGGCCGUCAUGACGAGCAUGAUUAACGUGGGAGAGUUGGUGGGAUCACUGCUAGCAGCUCCCAUCAAUGACCUCUUCGGCCGAAAAGGAGCUUUCAUGUCCGGCGCCAUCGCUGUUAUCGUCGGUGUUGUAAUGCAACUUUCCACCACCUCGAGUCGUGCUCUCAUCACAGCUGGGAGAGCCAUCUCGGGGUUUGGCGUGGGUAACUUUUCCGUUACUUCGCCUUUGUACAUGGGAGAGGUUGCGCCAGAGGGGUUGAGAAGUCCACUUCUCAUGUGCUGGCAGCUCGUCUUGUCUAUAUCGCAGAUCAUCGCUGCUGGUAUAAACCGAAGUGUGAUCCACAACGACACUACUUUUGCGUAUCGAUUCCCUAUUGGGUUCCAGCUGAUAUUCCCGCUGGUACUACUCCUUGGUAUCACUUGGCUUCCAGAGUCACCACGAUGGUUAUUGCGCCGUGGACACCAUGACAAGGCGAUGCAUUCUCUGCGUGUACUUCACCGUGAAGAUAAGCAGUACAAUUGUCAAGCCGUGAUGCAAAGCAUCGAAAAAGACUCUGCAAAAGAUAACGUCGAUGAUGCAGAGAGUGCGUGGAUACAACUCAUAACAGACCCCGUUGAGCGUCGCAAAGUCAUCUACAGCGCCGGCGCUCUGGUUGCCCAGCAAAUCAACGGGAUUCAGUGGUUCUACUACUUCGGGACCAUCUUCUCCAAAGCGAUUGGCCUGCGGGAUCCAUUCCUCAUGACGCUUAUUGUCUUUAUUAUCCAAGUCUUUGUUGUUCUUGCGGCGGUGCUACUGGCUAACAAGAUCCCAAGACGACCUCUUUUGUUGAUCACUACGGGAAUCAUGACUGUGUCCAUCUUUGUAGUUGGGUGUUUGGGAAUCCCUGGUGGACAACCGAGUGAGACAGUUGGCAAGGUGAUCAUCAGUUUUGUUAUUAUUGAGAUUGUGGCCUUUAAUUUUGCUUGGGGGCCUCUUGGCUGGACUAUCGCUUCUGAAAUGGCAGUUGGAAGAAACCGCAACAAGAUCUACGCCGUGGCCGUCGCUUCGUUCUGGAUUACAGUCUGGGCCACAGUCUUUACUCUGCCCUAUCUGUACUACUCUGCCAACCUCGGCCCCAAGACUGGUUUUGUGUACACGGGACUCUGCUUUGUCACGCUGACCUACGUCUACUUUUGCGUUGGUGAAGUCACAGGGCGUAGUAUCGAAGAGAUCAAUGGCUUCUUUCGAGAUGGUAUUCCUGCGCGGCACUGGAAGAAGCAACCGUUUGGUGAAGCACAGAAUCCUCCAGAUCAUACUGGCCCUGUUGACAAUCUUGACCCUGCUAGUGGGUGGCAGAAAAGUUGA